CACUAAGGUCAAAAUCAUUCGGAAACGACCCAUCUGGCGAACGAGGUAUAGACAGAAGCAAGCAACGCAGCGAAGCAGGUGCCUUUAAAACCUCCAAACAUGUCGCUGUCUACCAAACUCACACUGGACAAGGUGGAGGUGAAAGGAAAGCGUGUCAUCAUGAGGGUUGACUUCAAUGUGCCCAUGAAGGAUAAGACUAUCACAAACAAUCAGAGAAUCAAGGCUGCCGUACCUACCAUCAAACACUGUCUGGACCACGGGGCUAAGGCCGUGGUUCUGAUGAGCCACCUCGGACGUCCAGAUGGGACCCCCAUGGACAAGUACUCCCUGAAGCCUGUGGCAGCGGAGCUUAAGACCCUGUUGGGAAAGGACGUGACGUUCCUGAAGAACUGCGUGGGUCCUGAAGUGGAGGCUACCUGUGCCGACCCCCCUGCCGGCUCCGUCAUCCUCCUGGAGAACCUCCGCUUCCACGUGGCGGAGGAGGGCAAGGGCAAGGACGCCGCCGGCAACAAGACCAAGGCCUCCCAGGAGCAGAUUGACUCCUUCAGGGCAUCUCUGUCCAAGCUGGGAGAUGUCUACGUCAACGAUGCCUUCGGCACAGCACACAGAGGCCACAGCUCCAUGGUGGGAGUGAACCUGCCCCAGAAGGCUGCUGGCUUCCUGAUGAAGAAGGAGCUCGACUACUUUGCCAUGGCCCUGGAGAAGCCCCAGAGGCCCUUCCUGGCCAUCCUGGGAGGGGCCAAGGUGAAGGACAAGAUCCAGCUGAUCAACAACAUGUUGGACCAGGUGAACGAGAUGAUCAUCGGAGGAGGCAUGGCCUUCACCUUCCUCAAGGUCCUCAACAACAUGGAGAUUGGUACGUCCCUCUACGACGAGGAGGGAGCCAAGAUCGUCAAGGACCUGAUGGCCAAGGCCGAGAAGAACGGCGUGAAGAUCAACCUGCCCGUCGACUUCGUCACGGCCGACGGCUUCGACGAGAAGGCCACCACAGGCACCGCCAUCGUAGCGGAAGGUAUCCCGGCUGGCUGGAUGGGUCUGGACUGCGGUCCCGAGAGCUCCAAGGCGUUUGGGGAGGCAGUGUGCCGGGCCAAGCAGAUCGUGUGGAACGGGCCCGUGGGCGUGUUUGAGUGGGACAACUUUGCCCACGGCACCAAGAACCUGAUGGACAAGGUGGUUGAGGUGACCAAGGCAGGCUGCAUCACAAUCAUUGGUGGGGGCGACACGGCCACCUGCUGCGCCAAGUGGGACACGGAGGACAAAGUGAGCCACGUCAGCACGGGGGGCGGAGCCAGUCUGGAGCUGCUGGAAGGUAAAGUUCUUCCAGGUGUGGAAGCCCUGAGCAGCGCCUAAGCCCCACCCCCCACUCUACCCCCCACACACACACCUAGGAGGAGAUUGCGUUUGUUACUGGAGGCUGAUUCAACACCCUCAUGCACAUGUUUCAGCAGUGUUUCUAUGGAGACGAUGAUUAAGCAGUCACCUUCAACCGUUCAACUAAUCAGGACAUCUGUUAUCUUUGUCCCCGCAAAACAGUGUGUGAUGUCAUCGUUCUUGUAUAGCCAGCUUAUGAGUAUUACAACCUUCUAAAGUAAAAUGUGUUGUGUCAUAUAUAUUUUAUAUUUGUCUGACUCCUCCCCUCUUAAUCAUGACCUGCUGUAGUCCACGUUCCACACUGUAACUUUGGUUAAGUUCUCCUGACGGUUCCCCCCCUGUCCUUCAACCUCAGUGGCUUGUUAGAUAGUUGUUCUCUGAGUGGUUGAGCUGUCAUGUGACCUGAGCCACAGCUCAAGGAAAUAAAGCAGUUUGUGUCAAACAUCAA
Osmerus eperlanus (European smelt) is the source of this 1819-nucleotide messenger RNA. RefSeq names its product phosphoglycerate kinase 1 (gene pgk1). Gene Ontology annotation, biological process: gluconeogenesis; glycolytic process. Gene Ontology annotation, cellular component: cytosol. Gene Ontology annotation, molecular function: ADP binding; phosphoglycerate kinase activity; ATP binding. The coding region runs from base 100 to 1350 and encodes 416 amino acids. The transcript is spliced from 11 exons. The record is from RefSeq and is a predicted model, not a curated record. Lineage: Eukaryota; Metazoa; Chordata; Actinopteri; Osmeriformes; Osmeridae.